CGCUGGUCGAAGGCGGGUGAGCGGAUGUUUCCUCCAGCCGGUGAGGGGGCUGAGCCCCGCCGGCCUCCAGCCGCCCCUCCGCUGCUUCUGCACGGUUCUGCGUCUGCUCGCUGAACAGGCUGAACAGGGUCGUGGAGUCUCUUCCCUUAAGUGCACAGUGUGCCGGCUGGCAGAGGCUUUGAGUCCCAGUUGCCACAGCUGACGGCUGCGAGGGACUGAGAGCCGAUUAUAGGUAUUCCUUUAGAAAUGAGUUGCACAAUUGAGAAGGCACUUGCUGAUGCUAAAGCUCUUGUUGAAAGAUUGAGAGAUCACGAUGAUGCAGCAGAAUCUCUGAUUGAGCAAACCACAGCUCUCAACAAGCGGGUAGAAGCCAUGAAGCAGUAUCAGGAAGAAAUUCAAGAACUUAAUGAAGUUGCAAGACAUCGGCCUCGGUCCACAUUAGUAAUGGGAAUCCAGCAAGAAAACAGACAAAUUAGAGAAUUGCAACAAGAGAACAAAGAACUGCGUACAUCCCUGGAAGAACAUCAGUCCGCCUUGGAACUUAUAAUGAGCAAAUAUCGAGAACAAAUGUUUAGAUUGCUAAUGGCGAGCAAAAAAGAUGAUCCGGGUAUAAUAAUGAAGUUAAAAGAGCAGCACUCCAAGAUUGACAUGGUACAUCGUAACAACUCCGAAGGAUUCUUCUUUGAUGCAUCUCGACACAUCCUUGAAGCACCUCAACAUGGACUGGAGAGGAGGCACUUGGAAGCAAAUCAUAAUGAAUUACAAGCACAUGUUGACCAGAUAACUGAAAUGGCAGCAGUAAUGAGGAAAGCCAUUGAAAUUGACGAACAACAGGGUUGCAAGGAACAGGAACGAAUAUUUCAACUUGAGCAAGAAAACAAAGGCUUGAGAGAGAUCCUUCAAAUAACUCGAGAAUCAUUUUUGAACCUUAGGAAAGAUGAUGCAUCAGAAAGUACAUCUUUGUCAGCAUUAGUGACCAAUAGUGACCUGAGUCUGAGGAAGAGCUGAAGAGCUUCCAAAUCUGUAAAUUUACAUGGCUCCAGAUGGUCACUAGGACUGGCCUAUGAUUGAAUGAAUGAAUGAACAGAAAACUCAAUCCUUUAUUUUUUUUUUUCCUCUGUAAUAUGUACAGUGCACUGGCUAAGAGAUAGCAACAACAACAAAAAAUGUAUUGUUAAUGGUCAUAGACUUUAUUCCAAAACAAAACUGAAAAGUAGAACUGCGCCAUUGUUAAUUGGUGAACAAAUGAAAGGUUUUCACAGUGAUUGCUGAACAUAUCAAGAGCUUUCAGCAGUGCCGUUAGUUUUCUAGAUGAUAAAGUUGAAUAUUCCCAAUAAAUAUUUGGGAAUUCAUAGAAUGAAUUAUCCCAACUUCAAAAUAUAAAUUUUGCCACUUUGGUGAGUGGAGGAUCCUCAUACUAAAUUUUAUCCUUCCUGUUUGGUGUCAGAGUUAACAAAUAGCAUAUGUACUUUGAGACGUCAGCUUUAGUGAUUGCCUGUCUAAUUUCCCAUUAAUUUAAAUUUUUGUCAAAGAAAAUUCAGUUUUUAAGGCUGUAGGAAUGUUUUAUAUGCACCAAAAACAAAACAGGUAAUUUAAUUUGAGCUAAUUUACCAUAACUGAUACUUAGCUAACAAUUGUCCAUUACUUGCUUAAGUGUAUGAAAUAUCAUUUCAGGAAUGAAAGAGAAGGAAUACUUUCUAAGAAAGAAGAUCUCAGACAUUUAGUAGGUUAAACUACUCCUUUGAAAGAAUAAGUUUUGGUUCGAAGUCAAUAAUGAAGAUGAGAUUUUUCUCUUCUCUGAUCUGUAGGAUAUUAUGUAGUUCAUUUAGCUAACAGAGUUGAAACGUUUGGUAUAUAGCAAGAUAAGUGUGGUAAUUUCAAAGUAAAUAGGGAAUUCCUCUGGCUCAUAGAAGCCUUUUUUUUUUUUUUUAAAGAAGUAAUUACGCUUGAGAUACAGAAAUCGUAAAUUAAAAUUUCAAAAAAAAAAAUUCUGGAUACAUUUUUAAGCUCUAUCUGGCCCUCAUAACUUGCAAGAUUUUCUUUAUGACCUUUCAGUUAGAAGGGAGAGAAAAAAAUCUAUGGAUUUAAAAGUAUUUGUUUUCUUUUAAAAAAUAUCAAGUAUACAGUAUGUAAAUUUUUGAAAAGCCACUAGAUAACAGAAAUAUACUUUAACAGUAGUUGAAACCUAAGUUUUUCUUAUUCUGUGGUGAUUAUAGAAUAAAAGGGUAAAAGAAGUGUCAAAUAUGAUUAAAUGUAUUAUACUCACUUAUAUCAAAUGUAUUAAAAUUAGCACAAGUAGAAAAUUCUAUUGAGUAUGUAAUUUGUUAAAGAAAUAUUACUUCAUGUGGUAAUUUUUAUGUGUAAUUUCAUAUACUGGUAAAAUUCAAAACUGCUUUUCACUUCAGAAUUUUUCUAUCUUGUGUUUGGGAUGAAUGGGAUGGACAGGACUAUUUGAAUAGAAAAGGGCUAAUGGCCCAAACAUUAAAUAGAUUUCUUUUCUCAUUCAGAGGCCUUAAUUGAUAUUUUAUAAGUAAAUGAUAGUUUUUAUUCUUUAAACUUUCUGUUGGUUUGGGGGAAAGUAUCCCUUAAUUUAAUGGCACAUUCAUUCAAAUAGUUUUUAUCCCAAGUAAGAAUUAAAGAAAGAAAAUAAGCUACACAGUUGAGAUUAAAUCUAAGGCAAUUCACUGAGGCAGCUGUAUUAUAAAACAUUACUUGAUAAAUAAUUAUUUUUGUAAGCAAAUAAGUUAAUUUAUUCUUGUCUUCUUGCUUAGAUAUAAUUUUAAGUCUUGGUGUUUAAAGACAUUUUCUUUGUUUUUUAGUGAGUUUUCCAUCCUUUUUUUUUUUUUUUUUUAACAAAACUUUAUGUCUGAGUGUAUGUACUGCAUAGGAGCCUGUUUUAUCAAUAAAGAUGAGUGAUUAAAAUUGG
Messenger RNA from Galeopterus variegatus (Sunda flying lemur), 2926 nucleotides. It is a transcript of the gene FGFR1OP2, whose product is annotated as FGFR1 oncogene partner 2. Gene Ontology annotation, biological process: response to wounding. The record is from RefSeq and is a predicted model, not a curated record. Lineage: Eukaryota; Metazoa; Chordata; Mammalia; Dermoptera; Cynocephalidae. Bases 247 to 1008 code for a protein of 253 amino acids. The transcript is spliced from 7 exons.